Lodderomyces jiufengensis is the source of this 1356-nucleotide messenger RNA. RefSeq lists its product as uncharacterized. The transcript has a single exon. The record is from RefSeq and is a predicted model, not a curated record. Bases 1 to 1356 code for a protein of 451 amino acids. Lineage: Eukaryota; Fungi; Ascomycota; Pichiomycetes; Serinales; Debaryomycetaceae.
AUGUCAAAAACUUCAGAAAUGUCAAUCAAUAAAGAAUCAGUCAAUGGUAAUCAACAACAAUCAACAGAAAAAAAUGGUGAUGUUUCAGAUUUAAUUACUAGUAAUACUAAUUCAAAUGGGUUAGAAACUGGUGAUAAUUUUUUUGAUAAAAAACAUCAAGAUCAACAACAUCAUCAAAAUAAUAAUAUUGAAGAUAAAAAUCAAUUUAAAAAAAUUCAUAAAGAUCAUCAUAAUAAACAUCAUCAUAAUAAUAAAAGAAAAAAACAAAUUUCAAAUAUUACUGUUGCUUUUAAUAAAAAUAAUGAAAAAGAAAAAGAAAAAGAUGAAACAAAUAAUUCAAAAAUUGAAUUGAACAACAUAAAUAAAGAAAAAAGUAAACAUCAACAAUAUUCAAAUAAUCAAGAAGAACAAAAUGAUCAUCAAAUGAAUAAUCACCACCAUUCUAUUGAAGAUGAUGAAAAAAUGUUAAAUGAUGCUAAAAAAAUGGUAUUAAAUUUAAUUGAUGAUGAUAAAACCAAUAAUAAUAAUCACAAUGAAAAAGAAAUUUUAGAAUUUAAUGGUGAAAUUUUAGAAAAAUUUGAAAAUAAUAUUGAAAUGAAUAUGAUUAAUAAUGAUGAAGAUACUUUAUCAUCACCACCUCCUCCGCCAUCAGAAAUUGAUUAUGAAGAUAAUGAAAUUGAAAAUUCUAAUAAAAUUGAAGAAUUUAAAUUAGAUGAUACAACUAAUCUUUUUUUACAAAAAUUAGAAUUUUUUAAUAAAAUUACUACAAUGCUUUAUCAAAUUGCUUUAAAAGUUAAUAAAAUUAGUAAAGAUUUAAUUAAACAACCACAAACUGAUUCUAAAGAAAUUACUCAAGAAUUAGAAAAUUUAAAAAAUUUACAAAAUUUAGAUAAUUUAGAUGAGUAUGAAACUUCAUCAAACGCAAAAUCAUCAUCAAUUAGUUCAUUAUUUACAUCAACUAAUUCAUCAAAAUUUUUAGAUAUGCCAUUAGUUAUUACAUCACCAUUUUUAAAUUUAUUAAAAAACAAAUUUAGUGAAUUAAAUUUACAAAAUAAAAUUGAUGAAAUAUUUCAAAAAUUAAAUUCAAUUGAUUUAAAUUUUAGAAAUUUUAUAAUUGAAAUGUUUAUAAAUGAAAGUGAUUGGGAAAUUAAAGAAAAAUAUAUUAAAAAUCCACAAACUCAAGAAAUUGAUAAUUCAAUUUUAAAAAUUUGGUUGGAUUUUUUAACUAUUGGAUUUGUUUUUUUACAAGUUUCUUUACAAUUUUCAAUUGUUUUAUUUAUUGCUUUUAUUAGAUUAUAUAUAUAUUGUGGUAAAUGUUUAUUUAGAAUUGGUAAACAACAUUUACAUAUUGAUUAA